AGUUUGGGCCCUAGAGCCUUUUUGGGCCCUAUUCCUUUUACUCCUAUUUAUUACACAGUAAUAUUAAAACUAGUACCAUAAAUGGUAUAUCUAUUCUAAUUUAUUUAAACAAGACAUUACAGACAAACUUGACUCACAAUAAAAGUUCUAACAGAGUGAAAAUCUUGUAAGAUUAGGACACAAGUACACAACUGAAAGGCGCCGUUCACAAUUAUUACACGUUGCCGCCCAAAAAUUAAAGUAUUGCUCAAUCCCAAUAACGGUAUUGAGAACUGGAGCAGAAAUGACAAAACCAGACCCUUCAAGUAUCCGUACGUUCUUCUUCACACUAAUUUUGUACGAUCACCCUUCCGAGGAAAACUAUAUAGGCUUAGCUCUCCCCUGUCGAGCGAAUUACAACUUUCAAGGAAACACAUAGAGAAGGGAGCUCUAAGAAAAUGGUAGGUAACUGUACAGAUUCAAAUGUAUCUGCAUUAGCAUAUGUCCCUGAAAAGAUACGAAUGUAUUUAUAGUGCCAUGUAUAUUAUCAUCACAUGUAUUGUUAUUGUAUUUUAGCUAGCUUUAUAUUUCAACACCCACAUGGGAUGCUAUGUACGUAGGAUAUUAGUUCUUUAUAAGCAUGUACUCUCCCUCGAGAAAUAGUGAAAAAAAAAAAACAAUUGCAAUAUUUGUUUCCUUGGUAUCAUUAUUUUACUUUAGCAUGGUAUCAGAGCACACCUUCUCCUUUCCAGUUUUUUCUCCACAAUCAUACACGGCCAUCUCUUUGUUUUUCCUAUGACAACUCCUAUUGACGAAGUUUCCUCCAUUACAGCCUCACCAACUAUGGAGUUUCGCCGAAAAAUCAACAAUCCGUCUUCUCCGUAUUAUCUUUCGAACUCCGACAUUCCCGGUAUAAACAUAUGCGGUGUUACUCUUCGUGGAGAGUCCAACUAUCGUGAAUGGGCAACCGCUACGAAAAAUGCAUUUCGAGCAAAACGGAAACUUGUUUUUUUGGAUGGUUCAAUCUCUCGACCGACGACCAACAAUGAUGACCUAGACGAUUGGUAUAGUGUUAAUUCCAUGUUAGUGGGGUGGCUUAUGUCUUCCAUUGACCCGGCGGUACGUUCCAAUGUCGCCUAUAUGGAUAGUGUCCAUGAUCUUUGGGAUGAUUUAAAAGUGCGCUUUGACGUGGCGGAUCCAAUGCGCAUGCAUGAACUCAAGGACGCCAUUCGAUCUUGUAAACAAGCUGGUAAAUCCGUUACGAUCUAUUUUGGCCGUCUCAAAUCCCUUUGGGAUGACUACUCCAACUAUCGACCCUUACCACAAUGCAAGUGUGGUGGGUGCUCUUGUAAACUGGACAAAGAAUUUCUCAAAAGUGUGGAAAUUGAAAAAACACAUGAAUUUCUCAUGGGUCUGGACAACGACGUUUAUGCCACUCUACGCUCAAAUGUUCUUAGCAUGACAUCCCUACCUCCCCUAAAUAAGGUUUAUCAACUGGUGGUUCAAGAAGAGCGUCAUCGUUACGUCACCCGCGCUCAGGAGAAUAGCAACGAUGCGGUGGCUUUCGCCAUCCGACCAAGCCGCUCUUUCACCACCGACAGAGAAAAAUUAUUUUGUACUCAUUGUAAGAAAGAUAACCAUGAUAUCAAACAUUGCUUCAAGCUUUCUGGAAAUUAUCCAGAAUGGUGGUUCACAAAUAAGGGUGGCCGCGGGCGCGGCUAUAGCCUCGGAACCGGUAGGGGCAGGGGAGGUCCUACCUCGGUAACCGCUCAUGCAGUUCAAGUUAACGAAGCUCCCACAUGUUCCUCUGCACCAAUUGAUCGUGCGUCCCUGCCAAUGCUUUAUGAUGCACAAUGGAGUGAUUUUCUAAAAAUGCUCCAAAAUGGUAAAAACUCAUUUUCAACAGAGAAGCUCACAGGUAACAAAAUUUUCAUUGAGUGGAUAUUGGACACUAGGGCAUCUUUUCACAUGACGAGCUCCAGAUCUAUUUUGUCUAAUUUAUCUCCUAUACCGCCCAUUCCGGUUACUUUACCAAAUGGGGAAAUAACUAUGGC
Cuscuta epithymum is the source of this 2033-nucleotide messenger RNA. The record is from the annotation of a GenBank genome assembly. NCBI's taxonomy places the organism in Eukaryota, Viridiplantae, Streptophyta, Magnoliopsida, Solanales, Convolvulaceae.